This is a messenger RNA of Paecilomyces variotii, 3984 nucleotides long. RefSeq names its product 6-phosphofructo-2-kinase-domain-containing protein. Gene Ontology annotation, cellular component: elongator holoenzyme complex. The record is from RefSeq and is a predicted model, not a curated record. Gene Ontology annotation, molecular function: protein binding; ATP binding; sequence-specific DNA binding. Lineage: Eukaryota; Fungi; Ascomycota; Eurotiomycetes; Eurotiales; Thermoascaceae. The transcript is spliced from 12 exons. Bases 1 to 3984 code for a protein of 1327 amino acids. Gene Ontology annotation, biological process: regulation of DNA-templated transcription; tRNA wobble uridine modification; fructose metabolic process.
AUGGAUACACUCUUGACGGCAGAUGUUGUUGCGAACUCGCCUCGUUUCCGCCGGAAGUCGAGCACCUACGUGGAUGCUAUCCACGAUCUCCCCGAAAAGGUCGAACUGGCACCGGCCCAAUUAUACAGUACAGAAUCAGGGCGUCUCUUUCAUUCUGGCCGGAUUGUGAUUAUUACUGUCGGGUUACCGGCCAGGGGCAAAACGUUAGUCCAGAGCCCUGCCUGGCACAUCUCCGUAGCACUCGCGCGUUAUCUCCGAUGGUUGGGAGUGAAGACGAGGAUCUUCCAUCUUGGAGACUACAGACGAGCCACUAUCGGUCCUGGACAAGAUGUGCCGGAUGAUUAUUUCUUCGUAAACGCUUCUGCGUCGUCCGUGCUGCUUAGACAGAAGAUCGUGAAGAAGUGCAGGGAGGAUAUAUAUCAUUUCCUCAAUCACGAAAAUGGGCAGAUAGCAAUAUAUGAUGCUGUAAACCCUAUAGCGGCUGGUCGCCGAUCUCUGGCCAAGGAAUUUGCCAAACACGACAUCGAGACGCUUUUUAUAGAGUCCUGGUGUGAUGACGAGCGCAUCAUUGAGGAAAAUGUGCGAAGAGUCAAGAUAGGAUCACCUGACAUGAUAAAUGCCGGCCAGAGACUAAUCGUCAACAACUGCAGCUUCGGCUAUCUCUCUCAUCGGAUCGUCUUUUACCUGCUUAAUCUGCAUAUAAAAUCAAGACACACCUAUUUUGCCCGCGCUGGUGUCUCAAAGGAGGCCGAUUCAUACAAGGCAGAUGCUUCAUUGUCAGAGAAGGGGGAAGACUACGCACGAAAGAUGACAGAGUGCCUCCUUAAGCACAGAGGGUCAGAAAGACAAGCCAUGGAGGAGCAGGGAGAGGAGAAGGCUCAACUGAAACCUCUCACGGUCUGGACCUCUACGCGCCGUAGAACUGUCGAAACCGCUAAAUAUCUCCACGAGAAGGGUUACAAGGUCCGUCAGCGGUCUCAGAUGAGCCAACUGAACCCAGGAGUAUGCGAGAAAAUGUCCGAGAGGAGAAUUCGGGAAGAAUAUCCUGAUGAGGUCGCAAAACAUGAGAUGGACCCGUAUCACCACCGAUACCCCCGUGCUGAGUCGUACCAUGACCUUGCCGUCCGUCUGGAGCCAAUCAUCCUGGAGCUGGAACGCGAGCAGAACGACCUGCUUAUAAUAGCCCACGAGAGCGUACUGCGAGUUCUAUAUGGAUAUCUAAUGGCAUGUAAUGCAGCAGAUAUACCAUUUCUGUCGUUCCCUCGAAAUGAGAUCAUUGAGAUUAUCCCAGCCAGUUAUCAGAAUGAAGCAAGAAGGAUACAGAUCCCUGAUCUUCCCGAAGAGAUCAUCCCUGCUUCACCGGAAGACAUAAAGAUCCCUGUCCCGCCUAGUGGCGUUGCUUCUCCUAUGCCUGGAGGGAUCGGAAGUCCACAGGAUGGGCUAUCGUCACCGGCAAGUGGACUUCGGACCCCUCGGGAGCCCGAAAGGAUCUCUCAGCAACAGAGACCGCCUCAUAGCUGGGAUCGUGCCAGGAGACGGUCCUUGAAAUCAGCAUUCAUGGUGUCGAUUACGACUGAGUACAUCAGCGCUGGUGGGAACAGGCACCCAGCCGCUGCAGACUGGGAUUCUCAGUCUGGCGUGCUUGCCUUUGGCGCCGACAAUAAUAUAGCGCUAUGGAAUCCUGCUGAUAACACUCGCUGCGGGAUCUAUUCGUUACUCGUCGGGCACACUGACAAAGUCACGGCCGUCCGAUUCUACACAUGCUCAUCGACUGGGAAGAAGCUGAUACUUUCAGGUUCGGUUGACCGGACAAUCCGAAUAUGGCAAGAUGAACCCGCGUAUCCAUACUUUUCCUGCGUGGGCCAUCUGGAAGGGCAUGAAGGCUCGAUCAAUACUAUCGCCGUGGCCGAGGGUUCGAACAUUGUCGCAUCCGGCGCAGCAGAUGGCACAGUCAAGCUCUGGAGGAUCGAUGAACAGUUAAAUGGGACGCUAGUGAAUACGAUAUCUCUGAAACCACGGUAUUUCUCACUGACAUUGGCAUUGAGAGUUUUGGAGGCCGAUGUGUCUGCGAAACCGAUGGUGUUGGCAGUUGCGGGAACGAGGAAUACGGUACAGAUCUACGUUGCGCAGGACACUUCUGGCGAGCCCGACUUCCAGCUCUGCGCUACGCUUAGCGGUCAUGAAGCGUGGGUGAGGUCCCUUGCUUUCCAAAGUGAUAUACAGAGCAGCUCAGGGGACUUUCUACUGGCGUCUGCAAGCCAGGACAAGUACAUUCGUCUCUGGAGGGUACAACGCGGAGAGGUAGCUCCUGUUGUGCCGAGAGACUCAGAUGAUCCUAUGAUUGGUGGUUUUGAACAGACGUUAUCAAACAAGGCUCACACAUUCGACGCUGUCGGCUCAAAGUACUCAAUCACAUUUGAAGCCCUCCUUUUUGGUCACGAAGAUUGGAUCUAUACAGUCGCAUGGAACCCUGACCCCAAGCAAAUGCAACUUGUCUCUUCCUCUGCAGACAACUCGCUCAUAAUAUGGGAACCGGAUCCAGUCUCAGGCGUUUGGAUUUCGAAGGAGAGAAUGGGAGAGAUAAGCGUCCAGAAGGGGUCAACAUCUGCCACGGGAAGCACGGGCGGCUUCUGGAUAGGUCUCUGGGCGCCGGGUAGAAAGGAAGUUGUCAGUCUGGGGAGAACAGGUAGUUGGAGGAGGUGGCAAUACCUGAGUGAAGUCGAUCACUGGGUGCAGACGCUAGGCAUCAGCGGCCAUGUACGGUCUGUGAGUGAUAUCGAGUGGGAACCAAAGGGUGGCUACCUUCUCUCCACUAGUUCAGACCAAACUACAAGAGUCCAUGCAGAAUGGAAGAGAGACGGUGCUAAAUCAUGGCAUGAAUUCUCAAGAGCCCAGAUCCACGGUUAUGACCUCAACUGUAUCGAUUCUUUGGGUCCUACACGGUUUAUCUCCGGAGCCGAUGAGAAGCUCCUGCGUGUCUUCAAUGAACCAAAGGCAGUUGCUCAGCUGUUGAAUAAGCUCUCUGGCUUUCAGCAGCUGGCUGUGGAGGAGAUGCCGGAUACUGCAAAUAUUCCCGUACUAGGCCUCUCGAACAAGGCCGCUGGAGACGAAGUCCCACUGGGCGAGGACAUGAACGGCCUUAGUGAUGAACAACCGUCAGCUCUUCCCGUGUCGCUUGAUAUGGACCAUCCACCCUUUGAGGACCAUCUCGCCCGUUACACACUAUGGCCUGAACACGAGAAGUUGUAUGGUCAUGGCUAUGAGAUAUCGGCUGUGGCAGUAAGCAAUGACCGAUCUAUCAUUGCCACUGCGUGUAAGGCGAGCUCUAUUGAUCACGCCGUUAUCCGUCUAUAUGACGCAGCCGAUUGGCAUGAAAUCAGACCUCCCCUGACAGCGCACUCUUUAACCGUCACUAGUCUGAGCUUCUCUUCUGAUGACCGUUAUCUCUUGAGUGUCGGCCGAGAUAGACAAUGGGCUGUCUUUGAAAGACACGCAGACGAGCCGUCCCGUUUUAGCCUAUUGAAAUCGAACCCGAAGGGUCAUAGCCGAAUGAUCUUGGGAGCAGCAUGGGCGCCUUUAUCCAACCCGCCUGCCUUUGCAACUGCCGGAAGAGACAAGACAGUGAAGCUGUGGCAAAUGACGGAUGGAGAAUUCGUUUGCAAGUCGACCAUUUCAGUCAAAGAUCCCGUCACUGCACUCUCAUUUCUUCCAACACCGCGUGGGAAUUCAUUCUAUCUGGCCGUUGGUGAAGACAGCGGGGCAGUUUCUCUCCAUAAGGUUGCUACUGAUAGCCUUGAAACAGACCAGAUCACAUCCUUUGACAAGCUCCUUUCGCCUUCUAGGAGUAUAACUUAUCUGUCAUGGCGUCCUAACCCAGACAAUAUGGUCGAUAGUGAGCAGAAGGAAGGGAGCAAGUAUGAACUUGCCGUUGCAAGUGAGGACACGUCUCUGCGCAUAUAUGCUAUCUCGGAUAUUCCUUUCUAG